This is a messenger RNA of Arabis nemorensis, 1170 nucleotides long. The record is from the annotation of a GenBank genome assembly. Lineage: Eukaryota; Viridiplantae; Streptophyta; Magnoliopsida; Brassicales; Brassicaceae.
AUGAUCAGUCGGAUGAUGACUAGAUUUGUGCUCAUCAUUCUCUUUAUAGCAGCAGAAAUCACCAGAAGCAAGUUUAAUGAUAUUCGUGAUGCUGAAAUAAAUCGACUUUUGAAGAAACUUAACAAACCUGCUCUUAAAUCAAUUAAGUUAAUUAAAUUUAGUCCAGACGAAGAUAUAAUAGAUUGUGUUCAUAUGAAAAAUCAUCCAAUUUAUGACCAUCCUUUAUUCAAAAAUCAUACCAUUCAGAUGAGACCAAGUUCUUAUCCAAAAGAAUGGAACAAUAAAUCUUCAGACACCGAAAAACAGAAUACGGUGAUUCAACUUUGGACAAUUAAUGGAAAAUGUCCGAAAAACAGCAUUCCAAUUAGAAGAACAAAAAGAGAAGAUAUUUUACGAGUAGGAUCAAUUGAAAGAUAUAUGAAAAAAGAUUCUAACAACAUCCCUCAAUCUAAACCAACCUAUUCAACUAAUGACAAUGUCACGCAUGAGCCUUAUGUACAAACGCCAAGAGAAUUUAGCCUAGCACAAAUAUGGCUUCUGGCUGGCCCUAAUAAUUCUCAACUUAAUUCCAUUGAAUUUGGUUGGCAGGUGUAUGAAGGUAAAUAUGGUGAUGCAAACCCUAGAUAUUUUGUUUACUGGACUAAAGAUGGGUACAAUGAAACAGGCUGCUAUAAUCUUGAAUGUGACGGUUUUGUUCCUGUCAACCAAGAAUUUGCUCUAGGUGCAGCCGUUCAUGCCGUUUCCACCUUAGGUGGUCAACAAGCGCAAUUUUCCACAACUAUAUGGAAGGAUCCUCAUUCAGGACACUGGUGGUUAAGAGUUAAUAAUCAUAUAAUUGUUGGGUAUUGGCCUUCCACAUUGUUCAACCAUCUAGAAAACAGUGCGACUGAAGUUCAAUGGGGAGGCGAAAUCAUAUAUCCUAAGAAUAGUUUACUACACACAACGACGCAAAUGGGGAGUGGAAAUUAUGCACAAGAAGGAUGGAAAAAAGCUAGUUAUUUCAGAAAUCUUGAGAUAGUUGAUGAUAACAAUAUUCUAAGACCACCAACGGGAACUGCUUAUCUAUAUAUGACUAAAGAGAAUUGUUACAAUGUUGUUUCUGGCAGUCAUGAUGUUUGGGGAUUAUAUUUUUAUUAUGGUGGUCCUGGUCGAAAUCGUAAUUGUAUAUAA